GUUGUAUCCUUCAAAAUAAGACUUCCACACUUACAGAAAAAUUAACAUCCAUCAGACCAAAGAUAAUUGACAGGACAGCUUUUCAAAUGCUGAUCUUAUGCUCUAGAAGACCAAAGAUAAUUGACAGGACAGGAUACUCUGCCAUUUUUGUUUUCUCAAGUAGACAAAUCAUGUAAAAAUAUUAUCUUUCGGAUAACUAGAUAAUAAAUCACCCCGUUACUCAGUAUGGAAGACUCUCUGGAAAAAAUAUGAUAUAUGAUUUCGCUGGACGGAUAUCCCCUUCCAUGGUGGUUAUUAUGUGAUCAAUUAUUGACAUUGCCAACCAACAUCAGUUGUAUCCUCUGUGUUCGAAAUUUGCCAAAGCCACGGCUGCUAGCAAUCGUAAUAUAAGAUAAGCUGUGGAGAAGAUUUUACGCAGGGCAAAUUAAUGGGCGUUAUAGUGGGUGGGGUGGCAUUUUCCCCUAUCUCCAUACCAUCCAAAGUUAAUGUAACCUGCAAUUCUUUACCAUGCCUAAAAAUUGGACGCAGCAAGGGCAGGAUUGUGGUAAGUAAGUUUUCAGGUGGUAACGGUCACAUUGAGUUGAGUGGAGAGCAGCUCAAAUCCCAGUUGGAAUCGCUUCAGAGGGAAGCUGACCAAACCAUAGAAAAAGCAAACAGUACAAGAGCUCGGUUUAUGAGGUUAACGGAAGCUGUGGACAAACUUCAACUACAGGCUCUGGCCAAUGUCAAAGCUGGUAAGGAAUCUGCUGCAAGAGAAAUGCUGUUGCAGAAAAAGAAGGUGAUGCAAGCUUUAGAGAAUUCUAAAAGACGGGCUGAACUUCUUGAUGAGCUUCUAAAAAAGAUUGGUGAGGCAAUCUCUGAGAAGGAAGCUCAAUUAAUCAAACUUUUAGCUACUACUCGUUUGGAGAAGGAUAUUGGGAAAGACAGUGAAGGCCCAGUUAGAGUUGUUUCUUCCACAGAAGGUGCUUCUUUUAACAAUGAAAAUUUAGAAGAGCAUUUUGAGUCAGACAGCAAGAAAAUUGAUGGGAAUGAAAAAGAACUGAGAACCAACAUGACUGGUGCUACUGAAAGUGAAAGCCAGAUAAAUCAGGAAAGAGAUUCCAAGGAGCUCUUAAUUAGUGACACUGGGAUCAGAUAUGAUCAUCUUCUUGCAGUUCUCAAGGGGAUUGAUUCAUAUCAGAGCUUGUUAAUUGAUCUUGAUCAACAAAUUGCCGAAAUGGAAACAAAGCUACAAGUUCUGCACAAAUUUUCAAGUUUGUUGCUUGAGGAUGAAGCAGAAAGGUUAUCAAAUCGAAAGGUGAAGGCAACAAUUGAAAUCCUCGAAGCAUUGCAAAAUGCUAGAGCAAGAAUUGCAGGUGCACUAAGUCAGGUAAAAACAUCCAUGUGAACGGUUUUUUGGCCUCAGAUAUUGCUUCAAUUGUCCAAUGUAAAAUGUAUUAUUUGAAUCUUGUUUGCUUCAAAUUUUUAUUUUUUGGAGAAGAGUUUGCCUUGGCCAGAUAUGGAUUUUAUCUACACUAUUUUUUUAUAUUAAUAUGUCGGAAAUAUGUUGUUAGUUCUGUGUAUGUUGUGGUAAGAACAAGUUGCAAAUGAUGCCCAGAAAGGCUGAAAAAAAUUCAUUGAGAGAUAUCAAUGCAUGCUUGUUUAAAAGGUGUCAAGACCAAACAAACUUGGUCAAAUGGUUUGGAUAUUGAAUAUCCUCUCCUUGGUCAAUCUGUACUAUUCACCAAUGUAUUUUUGAGGAAUCAUUCCAUCUUUUGGUCUUUUUCUGUGAUGUGCUCCAAUGAUUGUCUGCUCUGCAAUCCCAUUCUACCUUGAGAUAGAAAAGGUAUGAAGCUGCAAUUCUAUAGAAAAUCCUGAGCUGGAGAUUGCUUGGUACGCAAGGAUGGCAUGAAGCUGAUUAUUAUGUCUAUUUUCCUUCUGUACUAUCUAUCAAGAAAGUUAUUUUUCUUUAGAAGAGCUAUAAGUAAUGAGGGACAUAUUAAAUUGCCUAACAAACAGAAUAUCCAAACACAGAACAGAAAAAUUGGGACUCUGGGUUUCAUGAAAAGCUGACUCUAUUGUGGCAAGUGUUAAAGAUUAAAGGUGGUCAAUUUCAUGGCAAUGUAUGCAUAUACUGUAAAACACAUCUUCUGGUUCCGAAAACUGUGCAUUAUAUUAUUUAUUAAUUAAGUGUACAGGGAUGCUGAUUAUUGA
This is a messenger RNA of Cryptomeria japonica (Japanese cedar), 2193 nucleotides long. RefSeq lists its product as uncharacterized. The coding region runs from base 428 to 1387 and encodes 319 amino acids. The record is from RefSeq and is a predicted model, not a curated record. The transcript is spliced from 4 exons. NCBI's taxonomy places the organism in Eukaryota, Viridiplantae, Streptophyta, Pinopsida, Cupressales, Cupressaceae.